Molecule: messenger RNA, 550 nt
Organism: Oryctolagus cuniculus (rabbit)
Lineage: Eukaryota; Metazoa; Chordata; Mammalia; Lagomorpha; Leporidae
Product: histone H2A type 2-A
Cellular component (GO): nucleosome
Molecular function (GO): protein heterodimerization activity; structural constituent of chromatin; DNA binding
Source: RefSeq, a predicted model, not a curated record
CUAUAAAAGGGUGGAGCGGCGCGGCGGCGGGCGAGUCGGCGGGUGUCUAGGCGGCCGGUGCGUUGCGUGAGCGUGGCAGUGAUGUCGGGUCGUGGGAAGCAAGGCGGUAAGGCGCGCGCCAAGGCCAAGUCGCGGUCGUCGCGCGCCGGGCUGCAGUUCCCCGUGGGCCGGGUGCACCGGCUGCUGCGCAAGGGCAACUACGCCGAGCGCGUCGGCGCCGGCGCGCCCGUCUACAUGGCGGCCGUGCUCGAGUACCUGACGGCCGAGAUCCUGGAGCUGGCGGGCAACGCGGCGCGCGACAACAAGAAGACGCGCAUCAUCCCGCGCCACCUGCAGCUGGCCAUCCGCAACGACGAGGAGCUCAACAAGCUGCUGGGCAAGGUGACGAUCGCGCAGGGCGGCGUGCUGCCCAACAUCCAGGCCGUGCUGCUGCCCAAGAAGACGGAGAGCCACCACAAGGCCAAGGGCAAGUGAGGCCGGCGGCGGGAGCCCGGCCCUGCCCGCGUCCGCGAGGGGCGCUCGCGAAACCAAAGGCUCUUUUCAGAGCCAC